Striga hermonthica is the source of this 1308-nucleotide messenger RNA. NCBI's taxonomy places the organism in Eukaryota, Viridiplantae, Streptophyta, Magnoliopsida, Lamiales, Orobanchaceae. The record is from the annotation of a GenBank genome assembly.
AUGGCUUUCAGGCGCAGCGUCACCGCUCGAGCCAAGCUGCUUUACCAACAGCAGCGGGUCGUAGCUCCAUUUUCAAACCCUCAUCUCCAUCACCACGACCGCGAAAGCCUGCUGCACGAUAAACCCAUUUCGAGAAACCCUAAUGUCUUCAGCUACACCAAGAAUGGCACGUUUGGGAGCGUAGGUAUUAUGGGCCCGUUUAUUAGGACUAGGGAUUUCUUUCAGGAUCGGAGAUUUGCUGUUCCGGCGGCUUGGGGGCCGGUUUUCACUCGGAACAUGUCGAGUCUGGGAGACAGGAAGCCUGAAGAGAUCGAGGUAAUGACCGACAUGGCAGAUGUUUUUGGGGAUAAAGCUGCCGAGGUUGUUUCGGAGGUGGGCCCGAUGGCAAAUGAGGUGGCGAUUGCAGUGGGCCCGGUGGCGAAUGAGGUGGCGAUUGCAGCGGCUGAUUCGUUCCUUCCGGUGGCCGCUCUCCAGUAUUUGAUUGAUUACGUGCAUUGUUACACUGGGCUUAGUUGGUGGGCAUCGAUUGGCGUGACAACUCUUUUGCUUCGUUGUUUUCAACUUCCUGUCACGAUUCACUCAAUAAAGUCCAGUACGAAGUUUUAUGUAAGUUCUACACAGGCUGUUUACCUUACUGAGUUUUUGGGAAUCAUUGUUUAUUUAUAUGAUUUAUUGUUUGUUUUAUGUAGAUAUGGUGUCACACCAUUCUCUUCUUGGAAGGGAUUUCUAAUCACAAUUCCAAUCACUUGCUGUUACUUUUUGGCUGUUAGAAACAUGGCAGCAAACGUUCCCUCUUUUAGACAGGGAGGGAUAUUGUGGUUUACUGAUUUGACUACUCAAGAUACCACGUAUAUUUUCCCUGUUUUAACGGCAUUGACGUUUUGGAUUAAUCUGGAGUUGAAUCUGCAAGGACCAGCAGGCAGCCUUACUUCUAGCAUUUUUAGAAAUUUGUGGAGAAUAUUUGCAGUUUUGACAGUUCCUUGCACUGCAAGUUUCCCGAAGGCUCUGUUUUGCUAUUGGAUCCCCUCCAACUUGUUCUCUAUCGCAUGUUCGCUAUUGCUGAGGAAGCCUGAGGUGAAGAAGUUAUUGGGCAUACCGAUUAUACCUGUGGUCCCACCACUUUCCGAAAUUCUAAUGAAGUACAGGGAAGCCCAACAACGACAACAACAACAACAUUCUUCAUCUCCACCCGACAAGUCAUCACCAAAACCCGGAAAUCACAAAAUACCAUCUUCAUCAAUUCUAAGCCAAAAGGUUAGGAGCUUAGAGAAAGAGGUCAAAGGAAUGAACAAAGGGAAGAAAAGGUGA